AUGCGAACUCGAAACUUCGAGGGCAUCCUGCAUGACCAGAACCGGUUCUCGUACUUCCUGGAUUACUUGAGCGUGCAUGCCCAGGCGCACAAGCUGCUGUUCUGGUUCGAGAUUGAGCAGUUCAAGCUUCUUGCGGGAGACGACCGGGGGUCCCACCCAGAAAACCUCUUCCGGAAAUACUUCCGGGAACGCCCCAGGGGAAGCCCGGGGGGUCUUGAACUGCCCCCCUACCCGGGGGAACACACCGAAGUGCUGUACCCCAAAGGCAAGGGGAAGCCCCCCGGGGACAUGUUUGAACUCCCCCAAACCUUCCUCUACCAAGGGAAGAGCCUGGAGAAGCGCGGGGUGCCAGGGAGCACGAAACAGCUGUCCAACCUCGAGGAGGAGGGCAUGAAGUUCCGGGACGCCUACCUUGAGGGGACAGAGGUGGUGCGAUCCCCGCUCGACAAGACCGUCAAGGCCUUGCUCGUCAAAAGGAUUUUCGGUCUGAUCGGUUGCAAGCCCACCGGUCUCGGCGCUCUAGGGGUCGGCAGCAUGAGCGGGGGGCCCGGGGGAGGCGGCAAGAGCGGAGCUAUCUACACCGAGUCCCUCAGGACCGCCGUGUCGGGGCUCAACGACGCCCUGCUGUCUGCGGAGGAUCAGGUGUAUCGCCCUCUGGAGGAGGCGGUGGUACCGGCUUUGGUGAAGAGCUCCACCUUCGGGAACUUCGUGGACGACCUCAGCUCCCUGGAGGUCGAUACCGAGGAAGCGACUGACGGCGAAGACAACGACGACGACACGGGACCCCCCGCCCCCGCCCCCUCUGGGGCCAAGGGAGGGACCAUUUUGGGCCAAGCCCCCCGGGGUCUCCACGGCGUCGCCGCCAUCGCCGCCACCCCGGCCCCCGGGUCCCCAGAUUCAGCCACCAAACGAGCAGCAGCAACGGCAACAGCGGCGUUACCAAUGAAAGGGAGAGGGCAGGGGCGGAGGGGCUCCGUGCGAUCACCGCCUCGGCCGUCGGGACCCCCCCGCGCUUACGGGUCUCCGACGGACGGGGCGGGGAGAAUGGCGUCGCCUGCGCGGUCGUCGCCGCAGGGAGUUCCCCCCGGGGCGGGAGAGGGCGGCGGCGGUGGAGCCGGCGGCCGCUUGUUGAGGAGGUUUCGAACGAAGGUGAGGCAGAUGCGGCACGUGAUCGCCGCGAGGGUGCUGCAAGACAUGCCUCCUCGAAAAACGGGGGGAGGAGACCCUAGCGUCCCCAGGUCGGAUUCGGCCUGGGGGUGGGACGGAGAAGAGGGGGAGGGAGGGGAAGAUGAGUUGGAAGAUGUUGAGCUGCUGGCGGGCAUGGCUUCGAGCGAUACCAACUACGCCGAGGUACGGUCCCGAUUGAACGGGCAGAUCUUGGAGCUGAUGGCGGCGAACGUUACCGAAGCCCUUCCUCGGUACUGCCUGCCGUCCGCCAUCGCACGUGUCGAGGCGAAGAAGCCGGGCGAGAAGAAGCGUACCUUGCCGAAGGUCGACCUGUCCUUCCCCAUCACCUUCUCGUCGUCGUCGUCGCUAUCCUCCUCCUCGUCAGAGUCUUCCCUCGCCUCCUCUGCCAACGAGCCACCGCCGCCGCUGCGGCACCACGGCGAGCGAGGGGAUGGCGAAGCCGCCGAGGCGAUGCUGCCGAGGGUCCACCACUUCGUCAUGACAGUCCCGCGGAAACGGUCGUCUCCGUCCGUGUCCCCCCGCGUGGGGUCCCCGUCGAGGAUGUCGACGGGAAGGGGGGGGGGGGGAGAGGGAAGCCGGGGGGGGAGGCGAGAGGGCGCCGGCAGCACUGGCGGCGUCGGCGGCGGCGGUGACGGCGGUCGGAAAGGCGUGAAUCGGCAGGAGUCGGACCGGCGGUGGGCCAUCGCGAAGGCGACGCAAGGAACUUUCCCCGCGGCGAUAGACCGCGACAGCAACAUCGUCCUCCACGGCGCCUGCCUGACGGUCUGGCGCAAGGCGGACAGCGACGAAGGCGACGAAGGCGACCUUUGGGGCCGCGACAGUGACGACGAUGACGAGGAGGACGGAGCCAGGGCGAAGACAACCGCGUACGUUCCUAGGUGCGUCUGCGCGCUGUCGUUCGACCCUCUCUUCGACACGCUCCGCGCGGUAGCCCUCGCCCGCGGGGGUCACCCGGAGACCGCCAGAGCGCUCAUGGUCGGGCGGGGAGGCGGUGGCGUAGAGCUGUCAGCGGCAGCUCAGCGGGAUCACCAUCUUGGCAGUAGCAGCAGCGGCGGUGGCAAGAGCCUGGCCACAGCGGCCGGAGGAGCCGCCGCCGCCGUCGCCGCCGGCGGCGGGGAGAAGGCGGGGCUGCGGCUGGAGUGGGGGCUCGGGGACGCCGCCACGCUCAAGGCCGGGCGGCCGCCGUUGCCGAUCCUCCCGCCGCCGCCGCCGACCCCGGGCCCGACGCUGCCGUCGGUUUUCGCGCCGUCGCUAUCUCGAGACGCAGGGGGCGACGCGGCUAGGACGUUGAGGAAGCCCCCCCCCCUCGUGCAGUCGAACUCGGCGCCGGACUCGAUGGGGGGCUGGUCUUCCACGGGGGAAGGAGGGUAUUCGACCGAGGAGGAAGGGCCGUGGCGGGGGGGCGGCGGCGGCGGAGGCGGCGGCGGGGCUAUUGGGGGCAGGAGCGGGGACCGCAUCGCCGGGGGCUUGUCGGCCUUCGGGCUGCCGCCGCUGGUGCCUCUGGAUCAUCCGGUUGAGCCGUUGUUCCAGGCGCUGAGCUCCGACAACGUGUUGCUGGCGUUGUCCGCCCUGAUGUGCGAGCGACCGGUGCUGGUGACCUGCAGCGUCCGGAGCCUGCUGUCGCUGGCGGUGUCGUCCCUGAAAGCGCUGCUGCACCCGUUGGACUGGCACCACGCGUACGCCCCGCUAUUGCCGGCCGCCGAGGUCGCUCUGGACAAGAAGACGGCGUUAAACCACGGGGGGUCCGGGAGCCCUCCCCGAUUAACGCCCGGGAGCUGGGGGCCCAGCGGACGGGGCGGACGCGGAAGCCCGGGGGGCGGGGGCGGCCCUCCCCCCCCCCCCACCCCCCGCGUUCGAGCGACCCCGUUUCUGGUGGGGCUUGACGGGGAGCUCGUGCGCAUGGCGAUGCGAAAAGGCGGUGGUAGCGGGAAGGGGGUGAAGGCGGGGCCGGCGGGGCCGGGGGAGGUGUGGGGGGUCGCCUCUUCGGAGGCGUGCAUGGUGCCGGAGGGAGCAGAGGAGGAGGCGGGAGCAUCGGGCAUAGCCACCACACAGCCUAGCCCAGCGUUACUCGAGGUCGUCAGGUGCAUGGUGAAACAGUCUGUGCACGUGGACUUGGACCACGAUGAUAUCACGUGGCCCCCGCCGCAGGCGCCGGACACCCCCCCGGCCGAAGAAGGGGAGGGAGGGGGCACCGCCAAGACGGACUCGCUUGGCUCCGGGAAGGAGAAGAAAAAGGGGGGCGAGGAGGCGGCGGGGGCGGAGGCGGCCGGAGAGGAAGGGGGGGGGGUGGGGGCUCCGCCGGUUUGGCCCGAGGAGGCGGCACGGCGGGCUAGGCGCGUGGUAAAGUCGACGCUGUUUCCUGACUUUGAGACCUUCGACGUGGUGGACGACUUGGACGACGACGACGACUCGGCGCUGUUUAAGUGCAGCGGUCUUAGCGGCGGGGGUGUCGAGGCCUCUCUCCGGGACAAGGUCGAGGCUUGUCGAACGUCUGCUGCCGCCGCUUCGGCUCCGAGGAGGGGGGUCUCAGGCGGUGCCGGCACUCUGACCGAGUCUAUCGUCGGCAUGUACAUACCCACGACGGCGGAUCUAGCCCUCAGGGCGGCUGUGGCGGGGCUGGUGGCUUCCGUCCUCGGACGAGUCAAAGAGUUCACCACGCUCUUCGCACAGGCCGGUCUGAUGCGGUUCGACACGGCAGGCUUCGUGAAAGCCGUCGCGAUAUGUGGCGGUGGCAGCAAGACCGACGCCGGCGGCAACGCCGGCGGCGGCAGUUCCGCGCUUGUCGGCAGCGGUGGCGGGGGGGGGGGAGCAUCGGCGGCGACCGGGUCGGCUCCUUCGGGGGUUUCGGAAGGGUCGGGGGCGUCCGCCGGGGGCCACGCGGCGGGGUCGAACACGGCGGACGAUGAGGCCGCUCCAGUAGUGGUCGGGGCUGCCGCCGUGGAUGACGGUAGCGUUGCCGAGGGUGCUGGUGGUGAGGGGGGUCUGUGUGGAGUUCCAGGCACGGAGUUGUGCAUGGAACUGGUGCGCACGCGCGCGUUUGCGGCGCUGCUGUCGGAUGAGGUCUUCGCGGAUGUCGACCUGGAGACCGUCCAGGGAGAGCUUCGACUGCACUCGAGGCAGAUCAGGAAAUCGGCCCCGUCCUAG
Molecule: messenger RNA, 4332 nt
Organism: Ectocarpus siliculosus
Lineage: Eukaryota; Phaeophyceae; Ectocarpales; Ectocarpaceae
Source: the annotation of a GenBank genome assembly